Molecule: messenger RNA, 2208 nt
Organism: Amoebophrya sp. A120
Lineage: Eukaryota; Dinophyceae; Syndiniales; Amoebophryaceae
Source: the annotation of a GenBank genome assembly
CGAAGUUAAGUUUGUUAUGUCACUGACGACGUCGUUGAAAUAGAAAUUUGAAGAAAUUGCUGUUGGAUGUACUGUUAGUUGCUCCCUCUAGAAGCUGCUCUACAUACUAUUUGGUCGUCGUGUAGCCGGAUGUCAGGAGCAGGCCCACCAGGCUUGCAGGGCUGCAAGUAGAAGUGCCGUCCGUCGAUCACCUAGCUACAAGUCGCAAUGUAAACAUAGAGGGCAUGUUGAUGAUCAAGUGGAAGUGGCGACAGCACAGGGCAUCGCGAAGGCGAACGCAUACUUACUAGAAGCAUGGCGUCCUUACUUGAUAUCAGCACGAUCACAUUACCACGUUACCAAUUAUCGAGUUUUUUGCUUCAUGGCAGUAGAGCUGACGUAGAAUUGUGAAAGUAGUAUGUAAGCAGACGCGGCCACCGUAGUUGGUUAUCGCCCGAGAAGUGGAAAACUACAGCCCGUCGACAGUACUACAACUACCACUUCCUGUGCAAAAUGAGUACCACAUCGAAGAAGGCGGUGACGAUGUUGAAAGACCUCUUGAAGUCCUCCUGGCUUCCGAACUUUCACAAGCAGGAGUACGACGAGUGCAUCGUGGAGAUCUCCCGCAUGUACGAAAAUUAUCUGGAUUGCACCAACCACCUGGAGCACCUGGAGUCCGAGUACGAGAGUAUGACAAUUGCAACAGCAUGAUCAUGAUACUCGUAUAAUAAUUAAAGAAUGCAAGUCUUGCAUGAUACAAGUACAACAUUUUCACCUGAUGAAUCAGCAUGACAAAUCCGCCCAUUUUUCCUUCUGAACAAAUUUGUGAUGCGAUUUAUACGUAGUAAGAUAGUUUGUCGCAAACAUGCAUAGAGAGGAAAAAGGAGCAGUUCGAUGCCGACCCAGCGAGCGGGACGAUGAGCCAGGAGGAAAAGGACACCCGAACCGCGGACCUGAAAAAGAAGCAGCAGGACGCCGAGACACGGUUCACGAUGGGCCAGGUGAUUUAUGACACUGCACAACUCCCACUCCCCCUCAUUUGUCAUGCAAAACCUCAAAUCCAGUCGCUGCCUUGUGGCACUGUUUGCAUGACAAAUUCCGGAAGCCCAAACAGUACUACAUUACGCGCAUGAAGUUGUCAUGCACAAGCUCCACAUGUGCGGGUGUUUGUAUUGCUGCUCAUGCAAGACAAAUGAGGGGGAGGGGGAGUUGUGCACUGUCAUAUGAUUUGGCAGGAGGACAUCUUGCGGACGAAGCGCUGCUAUGCAUUGCAAAAAUGUUUGGGUCUGGAAGAAUACAAACUUGUGAUGCGCAUUUCAGAACACAGAAAAAUCUCUCAUGCAUAGGUAGCAAAAGCUGCCCACUUUCUGUCACCAAAAUGCGGGAUUUGUCAUGCGGAAGCGGCAUGGCGGAAGCUUCUCGAAACCUGUGAUGCUAGAGCUUCCAUGCCAGACCUUCUGUGUCAUGCAAAAACGGCAUGACUCUGCCAGAGCCAGACCCAGACACUUUUGCACUUGAUAGCUGCCUUCUGCAGUACCUGAACAAGCGGCUGCAGGUGAUCCGAAGUACCAAGUGGGUGGAGGGCCGAGUCUUAUCGGACGAAAAGCUUGCGAAGCUUUCCGCAGAAGAAAUCGAGUACUUGAACAAGUACAACGACAUUGUGGACGACUACAUACAAGAUUGGCUUCCGAACGCGCACGCACUAAACCUUCACAACGACUGCGAGCUGCAGCAGGUGGCCUUCAAGUGCAUCACCAUAGCGGAAAAUCUAUCCCAGUGCACAAGCAGAGCGAAUCAACAACAUCCCCACUCCGAUCUCGUCCGCGUCAUUUUCUUGUCGUGCUACAACUAGACAGGAACCAGGGUCAUUCCAGCUCGUGGUCGUGGUGGUCAUAUUUUUUAUCGUUCUCGGCAUUAAUUACUUAGCAUUGUGAUUUUGUUUGCAUGACAUGCCCUUGGCAAUGAGAGGGAGCAGGGGGCAAGUCCAAGUUCAGCUUGUGCAAUUGAAUACAAUCAAGAUGCCGACCACGAGGUGGUGUUAAGCGACGGAAGAGCAAUAAAACUAAUCCCGGGGACGACUUACAAGGUAUGUCGAGUUGUAUUUGAAAGUUCAAUUUUCUACGUAGCACUAGCACCCCCGGUAUACAAUUCGCACUCGCAGGUUGUCCUCGAGGUCCAGAUUAGGCGGGUCUUGUUUACUCGAUCACAGUCGUGCGCAGUCAAAAUCAC